GCGAGGAGUGAGGGCUUCGGAUCUAUCGACCGCUUUACUGCCAAGAUGGUCAACGUACCUAAAACCCGAAGGACUUUCUGUAAGAAGUGCGGCAAGCAUCAGCCUCACAAAGUGACCCAGUACAAGAAGGGCAAGGAUUCCCUGUAUGCCCAAGGAAAGAGGCGCUACGAUCGGAAGCAAAGUGGCUACGGAGGGCAAACGAAACCUAUUUUCCGGAAGAAGGCUAAAACGACCAAGAAGAUUGUGCUCAGGCUGGAGUGUGUGGAACCUAACUGCAGAUCGAAGAGGAUGCUGGCCAUUAAGAGAUGCAAGCAUUUUGAACUAGGAGGAGACAAGAAGAGGAAGGGCCAAGUGAUCCAGUUCUAAACUUUGUGUUUAAGGCAAAA
Cavia porcellus (domestic guinea pig) is the source of this 386-nucleotide messenger RNA. Its product is annotated as large ribosomal subunit protein eL42. Bases 46 to 366 code for a protein of 106 amino acids. The record is from RefSeq and is a predicted model, not a curated record. Gene Ontology annotation, molecular function: structural constituent of ribosome. Gene Ontology annotation, biological process: translation. The transcript has a single exon. NCBI's taxonomy places the organism in Eukaryota, Metazoa, Chordata, Mammalia, Rodentia, Caviidae. Gene Ontology annotation, cellular component: ribosome; cytosolic large ribosomal subunit.